GCUCCCAAUAUUCAUCAUUAACAAUUUAUUAAAAACAAGACUGUGAUGUUUGCAUGUUUGCCUGAGAUCGAAGGCCUGGCUAAACCUAGUGAUAAGUGAUUACGUUUUUGUAGUCCUACUUUGUUAUCUCGUUCUUCAGACUUAGAUCUAUCACACUCUGACGUCUUGAACUUCUUGACUUGCACACUUGGGUAUCACGCUCGUCUCGUCACUUAUCUUUAAUCUGCUUGAACCUACUUUAUUUUCUUUUUAUCCACAGUAGCAGUCAUCAAGUAUGGGGAAUAGAAGUGGGGCAAUCCUUGCUCGAACAUCAUCACUAAUGUCUGCUGAAAACUAUGGGCACAUUCAGUUCAGUCAAGAUGAUGAUGAAGAAGCCCUGCCUCAUAGAAGCCAGACUGGCAGAUUUUUGCGUACAAACAACGGAAAAGAUAAAGAUGAUGCUGAUGUUGGUACAGGGAAAUGUGAAAGAAAGUCAGACUGGAACUUAAGGUUUAGUGGAGACAUGCUGCAGUGGGAAAAGGUUGCAGCUUCUUUUGGACUUGAUGAAUACAAAAUCCUCCUGGACUGUAGUCAAGGAUCGGAUCUGUGUGACAGGGACUAUGUGUGUAACAGUUAUCUGUCUGUCAGGUACCAUCGUUGGAAAGGAGCCUUCUAUGUGUCAAGGUUCAAGCACAAGCCUUUCAUCGUUCCGGUGUCAAGCCACUCUGACAUGCCACGCCUCAUGUCGUCGGUGACAGCUCGUAAACUUCCAGUCGUGGCUUUGCAGCGCCACCUGGUCGUUCUAGAAAUGAUGGUGGGCGAUCGUAUCCAUGCCUUUCCUAUCAUGGAUUGUAAGACAAGAUGCAUUAAGGCAGUGUACCAGCCCCGGUUUGUUCUCACCCUUAUUGAGGGAGCAAUCUCUCCCGACCUGAAGUACUCCGGUCUCUUGCUCUACUGCCAGUCGGAAGACUCACCGUUUUUCUCCUACAGCCUCUUUCUGGUUGACAAUGAGUCGGGGGAGGUUCUGUCUCGUACGUGUCUGAGCCGCGGUGACGUAGAGCCUCGGUUUGCCUUCCACCCAGCGUACAAAUCACCGCAUGUUGCUGUUGUUCAGUACAGUAAUGACAACUCUAGUAGCAAAUUGGUGAUUCUCCGCUUGAAAGAUGAGGAAGUAAAAGUUGCCAGCAGCCCCCAUCUCUCCUCCCUCCUUGGGAGUCACCAACUGUACCCACGGUUCUCUCCAGACGGCAACUUCCUGUUACUUCACAAACUCAUGGACGACAGAUUCGGUAUAACAUCAUAUUGCGACACGUACAUCUUUCGAGUGACUGGAAACAACUUUCAGCUGGUGAAGUACAUCAGCAGCAAGAUCCCAGGAGGUUUCCGUGCCUGCAGGGUGUUUCAUCACCCAGAGUUCUCUCGCUGCGGCCAGUAUUUACGGGUCAUCAGCAAGCCCAAGGAGGUAGCUGUGUCAGUUUUUGCCUUGCCAAGUUGUGUGGGGCUGUCUGCUCGGUGCCGGCAGGUGAUUAUGGAGAGGAUUUCCUCCUAUGAUCAAGUCUCACAGCUGCCGAUUCCCAACAAACUCAAAGAUUUCUUGUUGUUUAAGCCUCUCAGUGAUUACUGAAAAUCAUUUAUUCACUCUUCUACGCUAAUGAAAAUGUCUUUAAUACAUUUCUGCUUGAGUUAAAGUACUUGAGCACAGAUCUUGUUUUGUAAUGAGUGUACAGUAUUUCUGAUAACCAGUGGAUAGCGCAGAAUGGGAGAUUUUGUUGAAAAUGAGAGGAAAACUUGAGAUUGAAACAUCAGUAUUGACUUUCUCAAAUGGGUCACUGGAGUGUCAGAGUAGUUAAUGAGUUAAUGUCUUUAAUGACAAGUUUCUGAAAGCUGUUGGCAAUGUUUCUGUUACAAUUGCUGCUGAUUGUAUAAGAGAAAAGUCUGCCUCAAUGUUACAAAUCAUUCAAUUCUGUUUCCUCUGUGCACACCACACCCCACCCCACCCCACCCCACCCCACCCAAUGUUUCCUGAAAUGACUCUAUUGCCGUGUUGAUAUACACCAGUAUGAUUUUGAGAUGGAGAUGGAUUGUCACAUUCACCAAACUUAUUGCCUUUGUAAAGUUUUGAUAGAUAAUUCUUUUACACCUGGAAUAUUUAAUUUGAUUAUGAACCUUAUGUUUUGUACCAACUGAGUUGAAGUCGUUUAAAAUUUUAAAGAAUAUUGCACUUUUGUGGUCUCAAAUGUGGUCAGCACAAUUUUGUUUAUAUUGUUUUGAGCUUUACUGCUUUUAUUUAUAUUAACACUUAACUUACUUUACAGUUAAUGGCAUAACAACCUUUGUGAUAGCCUAAGUUUUCGGGCUGUGAUUGUCUAUUUUCCUGCUCUGUUUACCUCCGGUCUGUUGUAUUUUGUAGAAUAAUCUAAAUACUUGUAAAUAAACUGUCUGUGAAGCAUAUGCAUAUAUUCAACUUGUUGGGUGAGAGCGAUUAUGGGCCAGUUGAGACGUUUUUUUGCCAGCUGGUGUGUUGUUAUCGUUGGGAAAGGGCUUUAAGGACGACUUUUGCCUUUGGGUACCAUUUCCUGCUUCUGUUUUAAAAACCCAUUUUCUGUGUCAUAUAAAUCCCACAUGGGCCCCGCUGACAGUUCCUUUUUCAACUACUUAUUAUCUGCUCUAAAUGAUGAUCACUGUGUGAAUGUUCUUUCUUUUUACUCAAACUCAUCACUGCCUGGUCCAAAUACACAAAGUGUCUGCUGGGACAUUUCAGUAACCCACUUUCUGCACUUUUUAAGGACCC
Molecule: messenger RNA, 2770 nt
Organism: Aplysia californica (California sea hare)
Lineage: Eukaryota; Metazoa; Mollusca; Gastropoda; Aplysiida; Aplysiidae
Exons: 5
Coding region: 275-1603 (442 amino acids)
Biological process (GO): intracellular signal transduction
Source: RefSeq, a predicted model, not a curated record